Molecule: messenger RNA, 435 nt
Organism: Didymodactylos carnosus
Lineage: Eukaryota; Metazoa; Rotifera; Eurotatoria; Philodinida; Philodinidae
Source: the annotation of a GenBank genome assembly
AUGCCGAACAAACGUCGACAUCAUCUUAGCGUUUGUGGCAAUGCUUGGCACAGUUUGUGGAAUGGAAACGCGGAACUCACGCUCUUAAAAAUUCAUAGUGGCAAAAUUAAAGCAGACGUUCUGAAAUUUUUAAAUGAAAAGCAAUUUUUAAAAGAAAAAUGCCAAAACAUUUGUGAUUUAUGUGUAACUAAAGCAACUGAAUACAUCGAGGAAGACGAACCUCAAGCCAAAUCUCCCAAAGCCGAUCAACAGAAGGACGAUGAAGAGGAUAUUUCAUCUAUCGAUUUUGAAAAUCUGAGUGUGAAUGAAUCAUUAAAUAUUGAAGUGGAUAAAGUUUGUGAUGCAUUGAUAAAUGAUCUCUUGGAUGAAGACCAAGAAUUGAAACUCUAUCACGCAUUAGCAGUUAACAUCAAAAAUAAAUAUCGAAGUGGAUAG